AUGGCGCGGCCGGUGCUGUCGAUGCCCCCUGGGUGGAACUGGUGCGACUUCACCCUCCCAUCGGUUGAGGUCACUGCCAUCGCCCCGGCCGAGUCGCCCGAAUCGACGCCCAGUGUGGGGGACCGAGGCUUCCUUCCAGAGUCUCAGAAGAUCGCGUUGGCAGAUGCACGGACCCCGCCGCACCGCCCCGCACCGCCCCGCUCCCGGCCGAAGCGCGAGGGCCGAGAGAUCCCUGACCGCUCGGCCUUCCGCUCGGAAGCCGUCCUUCGUUGGCGACUUCGGGAGGCCCAGAAGCAGCUGCAGCUUACCACGGAAGAGCUCAACCGCACAAGGUCCAUGCUCUCGGCACUGCAACGCAUGGGCGGCCAGAACCAUGUCGUAGCCGGCUCCGAGGAUGAACACUUCCACCGGCUUCUCCACACGCAAGAGGACCUAAAGUCGGACCUCCACCGACUCGCGAGCGCAGCCCUGCGCCGCGACGACGCGGCCGAAUGCGCCCUGGAGAUGUGGACGAAGUGGCAGCUUCCAUGGCCUCCGCCCGGUCGGUCCUCAUCGAAGGCCACAUCUGCCGAGCCAAAGGCCGUGAACAAGGAUGUGCGGCACCGAGCGAGACGAAGGUGGCGCCGCGUUGCUCUUUUCGUUUCCUUCGCCUUCGGCAGCGCGCGGCGGGGUGCGAAGACAGCGAGUCGAUAUCUGGGAUUCCGCGUGAAGGAGCUGUGCGAACAGUUCCAAGAACAGUUUGCAGGCGAGGCCGCUGGCGUCUACGAGGCGGUUAUGCACCAUGCUCGGCGGGUGGAGAUCGAGCGGAAUGUGGAGGCCCUGCUGCGAGACAAGCUUCAAAAGAAGAAGCGGCCCGACAAGUUGGAGAAGGAAGACUCCCUGAGCUUCGAGGAGAUCGAGCGGGAGAUGGCCGAUCGCUACAAUCAGGCGUUCGAGGAGGCUGGCGGCAUAGAUGAGGUCUUGCAGCACGUCAGUGAGGUGAAUGAGCUCGUCCGAAAAUAUCAUCGCGGGCGCAUUCGACAGGAUGCGGGCGUCGAAGUCUUGGGGCUCAAGCCAUUGUACGACCUCAACGGCUUCUGGAUGGAGAAGUUUAACCUGGAGGUGCAGCGCAUCGCAACCUAUACCCACGGAGUAGCACAGAUCCCGCCGCUCAAGGGCUACAGCCGGGCACGUACCAAGGUGCUGACGCGCUAUGGCAACGAUGCCGCGUGCCUGACGGACGUGAUGCGUGCCUCUGUCAUCUACAGCAGCAUUGAGGAGGCCUACAGCGCUCUGCAUUUUCUACUCCGUGAGGAUGGGCAGAACCCACGUCCAGACCUUGCGGUGGUCGAAGUGAACGACCGCUUUCAGAGUUGUCGGGACGGCUACCGCGACAUUAGCCUCCUCUUCGACAUGAGCGGUGUCAUUUGCGAGUUGCAGCUGCACAUCCGGGGCAUCAUCGAUGCUAAAAAGACCGGUGGCCACAAAGCCUACCGAGUUCAGAGGGAGGUCAAUGAGCUUAUCUUCGAGGCGGCCGUGCAGAACAGUGCGCAGGAUCUGUCUAACCUCAUGAAGGCGUACGACAUCCGCCGACACGGAACUCGCGACAAGAAUGGCCGUUCCUCUCUUCACUACGCUGCGCAGCAUGGCUCCCUGAGCUCGGCACGAAUUCUACUCGCAUCCGGGAGCGACCCCUGGGGUGCAGACGACUCGGGCGUGCUUCCCUUGGAAGUCGCCUUGAAAGGCAAGCACUUCGAAGCCGCGUGCAUGUUGCUUGCCAGCAUGCUCCAGCAGGAGCCUGCCAGUCGCGGCUGCUUGGCACGCCUGGCUCAGCAGAUCGUUCCCUGGUGGUGCGGAAACAUCGUCUCCCUUCCGUUCGCGGCUCCCGAUCUGAUCCACUGGCGCGACAUAGGACGGCUGAUGAUGGAUGUCCUGCGCAGAUACAAGGCCAUCAACCUCCUCGACGAUGUGCUCACUGCCCAAGCGAAGAGGGGCGCGGCGGCGACGCUGCGAGCGCUUCUCGCUGCUGGGGCGGAUCAAGUUCUUGGGAGUGGAAAAGAGUCGCUGUGUGACUAUGCCCUGAGAACGGGUCAGAUUGACUUGGUGAAGAUGCUGGUUUGCAUGCGCCUGGGGGAUGGCACACCGGUGGCAGCCCACUGCUACAAGGAGUCGGUGCACUCACACCUGAAGAUGGCGGCAAAGUCGCAAGAUUCGGCCUACGCCAAGGCAGCCCUUGCAGCCUCAGCCGAUCCUCGUCAGAUGUCCGCGCGAAGCGUUGGCAAGAGGACGCCCCUCAUGUGUUUUGCGGCCGCAGGGGACCUCGAGGUCGUUCAGGCCUUGGUGGAGAGCGGCGCCGAGGUGCAAUGGAUCGAUGGCUACUGCUGCAACGCCAUUCACUACGCCCAGUCGAUGAAGAGGUCAGACGUGGUGGAGUACUUGAGGAGCGUCCGCGUCGUUACAGAGGUUCCGCUGAAGCAUACCAGCGCACAGGACGUGGUGCAGUACCUCUUGAAGGCUGUCCAGGAUGGAUGCUGCGGAGCUGUCCAGCGCGCGAGCACCUGCAUUCGCACUAUGCAGGCCAUGGCUCAAGCGGGCGACGAUGCGCCGCAGCUUCGAGAUGUUCUCAGGUCGCGAUUUGGCUUCGAACUCUCCCUGCUCCACUUCGCCGUCAAAGUCGUCGCCAAUGUCGAUCCUGCCGGGCAGGUCUGCCGUGCGCUUCUCAUGGCCAAGGCUGAUCCGCGCCUGGCCUCAGCCGUGGGAGAUACGCCGCUGCACUUUGCCGCCUCCGAUGGCUGCAGCGAGAUCUACGAUGAGCUUGCCCGCGCGACCCUGAAGUUGGAGGCAGAAGAUGCGGUUCGGGGUCGGCUGGUGGGAGGCGCCGGGGCCGCAGAGGAGGCUGGGAGUGCGGAGCUGCUGGCAGAGACGCAGAAGAUUCUGCGUCGCCGGCUGGUCCGCCAGGAGGUUGAGAGUGAAGACUGGCGGCGCAGCGCAGACGAGGACACCAGCAAGUGGCUGCAGGCUGGCCUGCUGGCCUUCAAGCACGCGGUGCUCCAGCAGAAGCUGCGGCGGGAGCGGGAUGAGGGCCGCCCUCCCUCGCCGAAGAAGAGUGCCAAGCGGCGUAACAGUCGCCGAGCAUCCGUUGCUGGACCGGUAGCCGGCCAAAUCUCACAAGGUGCCGGCGGGAGGCGGACCUCGGGCGCGGGGCUUCCGAGGCCCUCCUCCGGUGAGGGGAGACGAGGCCACUCACCAAGUCGGCGGCGGUCCUCUGUGAUGUCGCCUCCCGCGCCUGCCUCUCCAGCAGGCAGCGCCAAGGACUCCCCACGCACGCUGCAGCGCAUGCGGCGGAUGAGCCUGGGUUAG
Symbiodinium natans is the source of this 3339-nucleotide messenger RNA. The record is from the annotation of a GenBank genome assembly. Lineage: Eukaryota; Dinophyceae; Suessiales; Symbiodiniaceae.